This is a messenger RNA of Vombatus ursinus (common wombat), 3341 nucleotides long. RefSeq names its product BCL6, transcription repressor (gene BCL6). Gene Ontology annotation, biological process: regulation of transcription by RNA polymerase II. Gene Ontology annotation, molecular function: DNA-binding transcription factor activity, RNA polymerase II-specific; protein binding; RNA polymerase II cis-regulatory region sequence-specific DNA binding. Gene Ontology annotation, cellular component: nucleus. The transcript is spliced from 10 exons. The coding region runs from base 121 to 2253 and encodes 710 amino acids. The record is from RefSeq and is a predicted model, not a curated record. NCBI's taxonomy places the organism in Eukaryota, Metazoa, Chordata, Mammalia, Diprotodontia, Vombatidae.
UGUUGAUUCUUAGAACUGGGGUUCUUAGAAGUGGUGAUGCAAGGAGUUUCUAGGAAAGCCCGGAGACCAGGUUUUAAAAGAAGUCUUGAACUGUGAAUUGAGGCUUUGGGUAGAAACAAGAUGGCCUCGCCGGCAGACAGCUGUAUCCAGUUCACCCGCCACGCUAGCGACGUCCUCCUCAACCUGAAUCGCCUGCGGAGCCGAGAUAUCCUGACGGAUGUCGUCAUCGUAGUCAACCGGGAACAGUUCCGGGCCCACAAGACCGUUCUCAUGGCGUGCAGCGGCCUGUUCUAUAGCAUCUUUACUGACCAGCUGAAAUGCAACCUGAAUGUGAUCAACCUUGACCCUGAAAUCAACCCGGAGGGCUUCUGUAUCCUUCUGGACUUCAUGUACACAUCCCGCCUGAAUCUCCGUGAGGGGAAUAUCAUGGCAGUGAUGGCCACCGCCAUGUAUCUGCAGAUGGAGCACGUUGUGGACACGUGCCGAAAGUUCAUCAAAGCCAGUGAAGCAGAGAUGGUGUCCGCCAUCAAGCCUCCUCGGGAUGAGUAUCUGGCUGGCCGGAUGCUGUUGCCCCAAGAAGUCAUGGCGUAUCGGAGCCGCGAAGCGGCCGAUAGCAACGGCCCCCUGCGGAACGGGCCCCUCUGUGACGGACGAGCCUUUGCUCCCGGCCUUUACAAUGGCUUGACUGCGUCACCAGCUUCCUAUCCCGUGUAUGGCCACCUCCCAGUGAACAGCUUCUUCGAUGAGGAACUGAGGGAUGUCAGGAUGCCCAUGGCUGACCUACCCAGGGCCAACCCAUACCCCAAAGAGCGGGUCCCCUCUUGUGAUAACACCCGGCCCCUCCCUACGGAUUACAACCGGGCUGUCAUGGAGGUCUCUGCCAACAUGUGCCAUGCUAGCAUCUACUCUCCUAAAGAGGCUACUCCGGAGGAGGUGCGGAGUGAGGUACACUACAGUGUGACUGAGGCAGGCCCCAAACCGGCUGCCCCGUCUGCCCGGAACAACUCAUACUUUGCCUGUGACAAGCCUGGCAAGGAGGAGGAGAGGACCUCCUCUGAGGAUGAGAUCAGCCUGCACUUCGAACCUCCUAAUGCCCCACUUAAUCGCAAGGGCCUGGUGAGCCCCCAGAGUCCCCAGAAGUCAGACUGCCAGCCCAACUCACCCACAGAGUCCAGCAGCAGCAAGAAUGCCUGCAUCUUACAAGGUGCCGGCUCCCCCCCAGCCAAGAGUCCUACUGACCCCAAGGCUUGCAACUGGAAGAAGUACAAAUUCAUUGUCCUCAACUCCCUCAACCAGAACACCAAGCCGGAUGGGGCUGAGCAGGCUGAGCUGGGCCGCCUCUCACCUCGAGCUUAUGUCCCCACGUCUACCUGCCAGCAGCCCUUGGAACCAGAAAAUCUGAACAUCCGCUCUCCAACCAAGCUGCCUGUGAGUGGGGAGGACUCUGCCAUAUCGCAGGCCAGCAGGCUCAACAACAUUGUCACCAGGUCCCUGGCCGGCUCUCCACGGAGCAGCACAGAGGGACAUUCUCCGCUGUAUCUGCCCUCGUCCAAAUGCCGCUCCUGUGGCUCCCAAUCCCCACAGCAUUCGGAGAUGUGCCUUCAUGCCACGGGCACUACCUUCCCAGAGGAGAUGGGAGAGACCCAGUCUGAGUACUCGGACUCCAGCUGUGAAAAUGGAGCUUUCUUCUGUAACGAGUGUGAUUGCCGCUUCUCAGAGGAGGCGUCCCUCAAAAGACACACCCUGCAGACUCACAGCGACAAGCCUUAUAAAUGUGACCGCUGCCAGGCCUCCUUUCGCUACAAGGGCAACCUCGCCAGCCACAAGACCGUCCACACGGGGGAAAAACCCUAUCGGUGCAACAUUUGUGGAGCCCAGUUCAACCGGCCAGCCAACCUAAAGACCCACACUCGCAUUCAUUCUGGAGAGAAGCCCUACAAGUGUGAGACCUGUGGAGCGAGAUUCGUCCAGGUGGCCCACCUGCGUGCUCAUGUGCUCAUCCACACUGGUGAGAAGCCCUACCCGUGUGAGAUCUGCGGCACCCGUUUCCGGCACCUGCAGACCCUCAAAAGCCACUUGCGCAUUCACACAGGAGAAAAACCCUACCAUUGUGAGAAGUGUAACCUGCAUUUCCGCCACAAAAGCCAGCUGCGGCUUCACCUGCGGCAGAAGCACGGUGCCAUCACCAACACCAAGGUUCAGUACCGCGUCUCUGCUGGCGACCUGCCGCCGGAACUACCCAAGGCUUGCUGAGAGCGUUGCAAAGGGGCCCCCUCUCUGGAAGUUAUCCAAAGGAUACUGUAACACUUUACAGAUGUUCAUCCCAUGAUGUAGUGCCUCUUCUCAUCCAUUUGUGCAGAUCAUAAAGGGGGUUGGAGUUGGGGGGCGGGGCGGGACGGGGAAAGACACAGGGGGAAGAAACAUGUAAAGCCUCCCACUGACCCAGUGACAUAACGUAAACACAAACCAACCAACAAGCUGAAUCUCCUAUGUGUUAGGGAAACUGUAUCAGUCAAAAAUGAAAAGAAAGGUCAUUUUGCCCAUCACCCCAUGGGGGAGUGCACAGAAGCUUUGGAAUCUGACUUGACUCGUUCUGAAAAAUGAGGAAUGUAUAUGUUUUGUGGGAACAGAUGUUUCUUUUGUAUGUAAAUGUGCAUUCUUUUAAAAGAAGAGAAUUCAGUAUGUUAUAAAAGAGAGGGCUUUAAUUUUUUUAACCAAAGGUGAAGGAAUAUAUGGCAGAGUUGUAAAUAUAUAUAAAUAUAUAUAAUAAAUAUAUAUAAACCUCAAAAAAGAUAUAUUAAAAAUAAAACUGCAUUAAAGGCUCGAUUUUGUAUCUGCGGGCAGACACGGAUCUGAGAAUCUUUAUUGAGAUAGAGCCCUUACAAAAUAUUUUAAGUAUUGCAUCUGUGUAAGUAAGAAGAUAUUUUGUCUAAAACGCCUCAGUGUAUUUGUAUUUUUUUGCAAGUGAAGGUUUACAAUUUACAAAAGUGUGUAUUAAAACAAAACACGAAAAAGCUGCAGAAGGAAAAAAAAUGCGUAAUUUUGUUCUAGUUUUGAGUUUGUAUAUAUCCGUACAACGUGUACUCACGGUGCCUUUUUUCCAUGGAAGUUUUCAAUGUAUGGACUAGAUGAGCCCCCUUCCUUUUCGAGGCGCAGGCAGACACAGGGACUUGAAGCUGGCACUCACUAAGCUCUCUUUGGGAAUGUUUGUCUUAUUACAUGCUGCGUCACGCUUGCAUUAUAUAGGUCCUCCGGAGACAGGGUUGGGCUGUGUCUAAACCGCAUCACUGCAUUGUAAAAUAUAGCUGUAUAAAACCAAGAAUAAAACGAUGAAACGUGAA